Drosophila hydei is the source of this 3826-nucleotide messenger RNA. It is a transcript of the gene OtopLa, whose product is annotated as proton channel OtopLc. Lineage: Eukaryota; Metazoa; Arthropoda; Insecta; Diptera; Drosophilidae. Gene Ontology annotation, cellular component: membrane. Gene Ontology annotation, biological process: proton transmembrane transport. The transcript is spliced from 12 exons. The record is from RefSeq and is a predicted model, not a curated record. Gene Ontology annotation, molecular function: proton channel activity. The coding region runs from base 764 to 3712 and encodes 982 amino acids.
GCUUUCAUACCAACGGCAACAAUAAGAAUUGUUACAAUAAUCUAAGUAAAUAAAAACAAAACCAAAAUUAACAAAAUACAAGUGAAAGGCAACAACAGCUUGUUUGCACGUCGUCCCUUUAGUGUUUGUGUUUCUGUCUCACUGUGUGUCUGUGUGUGUGUGUGCUCGCGUGCACUCCUUCCGUUUCCGGCAAUCGCAACAAAUUUUUGCCUAAGCCAGUCGAACAGAGCAACAGACAGAGCAACAACAACAGCAGCGACAAACGCGCGCGCAACAAUCAAACGCCCACGCACACGUCCGCCUCGUGCCAAUCAGCCCCUGCAACGUGCCCGUCUGCCCCCACAACGCCAGCAGGACGAAGUCGUGACAGCGACAUGCGAAACGCGUAACAAAACAAAAUAUAACACAAAUACGCAACUGCCAAUCCAUGAUAAAGUGGAUGCAGACCGAGCAGUGCUAGAGGCAGGCCUGUGACCAAGAGGAAGCCCAAAAAAACGACCAAUUUGCUAACAAAAAGUCUUAAAAUUAAACUGCUGCAAACCGAAUGACUGAUUUUUCUGAACCUUUAAUACUUACCUCCUAACGAACUUUAUAUCAAUCUUAUCAAUCGACGUAACUGCGAAAGUCUCGCAGCAAAUACAUAUUUACAUCAUAGUUACUUAGGGCUACACGCGGAACAAACUAGAUAGAAGUAGUUAUAACUUUGACUAUUCGAAGAGAAGACGGACAUCGAUUGAUCGUGAGGCGAGGAGAGCAGAGAGGAAUGCAGCGCUGUCCCUAUCUACAUGAGAUGCGAGAACGUCUAUUGGAUCAGCCAAGGGAAACACUGCAACUGGAGAACAUGGAGCGAGCCAACUUGCUGGACAACCGCCAAUCCGCAACCGAGUCGAAUCAGGUCGGCACUGUGGUCAAGCUACAAGGCGAUGGAUAUCACACGAGCCCCGCCCACCAGCGGACUCCGCUAGUGCCCCACGAUUUGGGAGAGGAUUUCAAUUUGGAUUUCGAUGACGACUUUCCGAUCGAUGCCCGACGACCAAAAAACGCCAACGGCAAUCAUCCCCAGGUUCUGACGAAACCACAGAAAAGGGUUUGCUACACGUUCAAGCCAAAUCCAAAUAAGCACAGUUUUAUGCCAGCGAAAAUAACGGUGCUGGGCACAUAUGAAACAAAUCCGAUAACGGGACCCAUCGAACUAUGGACAUCGCUCUUCAUUGUGACCAGUUUGGUAUACGCGAUUCUCUUGAUCGUCGUAUGCAUUGCGUACGUGAUCAGCGAUGUGACCACACACCGACUGCCGGUGCUCUACUACGAGACGUUCUUCACAUACCUGUACGGCACCAGCAUACUCUUCCUGUUGUAUGUCUUUUGUUUUUUGCUGCAGGAGAGCUCGUGCUGUAAUGGCGGCAAUGGCGGCAGCAAACCGAAACCACAAGUCAAAGAAAAGAAGUCGAAGAAAACGAAGAAUGCAGAUCCGGCCGAUUCGAAGGAUGCGAAAGGCUCUAAGGACUCUGGAAAGGCUGGCAAAGGCGCCGCAUAUCAGGAAGCACCCGUGGAUGCCGAGGUGGCCGUCACCCCGAAGAACGUACGCAAGCGAAAGACCACGCACAGCGAUCUCACGCACGGAAGUUUCUUUCUGCGCGUUGGUGCCAUCGCUUUUGGACUGGGCGCCAUGAUCUAUAUUGGAUUGGAAUUUGGUUCGUUCUUCGAGAUACCCUUCGAUUCGCCCUGCCAUCAUAUUUUGAUCGGCGUCAAUCCAUUGCUCCAGAUGAUCUUCACCUUUAUGCAGAUGUACUUUAUAUUCAUGAAUGCACGGCUCAACAUACACCGGUUCAAGGUGAUCGCCCGCUUCGGCUUGAUGCACGUGGUGGCCACCAACAUCUGUGUGUGGAUACGCACUCUGGUGAAGGAGUCGCUGCUGGAGAUCACCAUCUAUCAUCAGAAGCGCGAAGCCGAUCCGGAAGCCUCGUCCAUUGCCCAUUCGAUCAGGCAGCAUGCGCUGCGUCAUGCUGGCACCGUCCUGCGCACCCAUACGGGCCCCAACAGCGAGUUCGAGGUGCUGGACGGUGAGGAUGUGCUGCCCAAGAACGUCUACAAGAGCGACAAUGUGCUGUCCAAGCUGGUGCGCAACACGGUCGACGGCAUCUCGAAGAGUCUGGGCAUGGGCGGCGACAUUAGCAGCACCACCAGCAGCACCACAACGACAACCACCCGGGCACCGUUCACCACACCCGGCUAUCAAUGGCACAGCACUACUAUGGCCCGCAAGCUGAAGAAGUUUAUCACUAGCACCACAGCUGCCACCAGCACCGUCGGCAGCAGCAGCACAAGCACCCCCAGCAGCACCACCACCACCUCCACCACCACCACCACAUCAACCACCGGCAUACCAUUUGGCAGCGCUGCAACAGCCGCCGACGCCUUUAGCACGACCAGCGAAACGCCUUUCAAUAGUCUGGAGCGCAUCUUCUCCAGCGUCGCCCCCUCUAGCCACGCGCCCGUCGAUGUGUCCGCGACAACGUUGCCCGCUGCCACAUCUGGCGUCUCCUCGUUCAUCAACAAUCUGGUCUCCAGCACCGCGCCGAGCCCAACCAUGGCCGCCAGCAGCACCGAGAGCGCCGUGAACAUUAUGAACAAUCUGUUUGGCCCCGGCAUGGAGAACAGCUUCCAAACGUAUUCGGAUCUGUCGCACGAGGAGGCCAACGGCUUGAUCGCCUUCGAGAAUCUGGAGAGCUUGGACAAUAUAUACCCGGCUGCGCUGUCUUCCAACAUUGGCACACUCAACUCCACCGCCUGUGGACGCAUUGACAUUAUGGGUACCAUCGUCUAUGACUCGGCGCCAUAUCUGUAUCCGUUUAUCAUUGAGUACUCGCUGAUCGGCGCUGUCGUUUUGUAUGUCAUGUGGAAGCACAUCGGUCGCUAUCCGGGCAGGCUGAACGAUGAGGAUCUCGAGCAUCGGCUCGAGGUGAUGCUGUCCCGUCGAGCCGUUGCCAUGGCGCAGCAGGCACGUUCCGGACGCGUCGACUGCGUUGGCUCGUCGAAGGGUCUGUUCUUUGGUCUGUUGCUGUUGGUGGGCGCGCUGAUUUGCUUGAUACUCUUCUUCGUCUUGGUGCGUCAUCAGCAGUUCUCGCUGUUGGCCAUAUACCUGGCCGAUGCCAGUCACUGCAUUCUAAUGGCCUUUGCCAUACUGGCCAUCAUAGUGGGCUUUAUCAGGGUGAAGAACUUGAAGUUCCGCUGCGAGGAACAAUCGAAUCUGAAUGACAUUUUGCUGCGCAUCUCUGCCUUUGGCCUGUUCACCUAUUCCGUGUUCAGCAUCAUUGCCGGCAGCCUCAAGGUGCUGGAGAGUGAGCCGAGCCUAUUGGUGACGACCACAGGCGGCGUUGCCGUCUUCCAGGUCAUAUUGCAGCUGCUCUUCAUAGCCGAUGUGUCGCGCCGUCGCGUCCACUUGCCGGAACAUGACCGCAGCAAGCCCGGCCGUCAGAUUGUCACCUUCUUGCUCAUCUGCAACGUGGCCAUGUUUGCCAUCUACACAUUCGAAGCUCAAAAAGUAUUCGCCAAUCCUGUAAGUAGAUAUGUGCAGUUGGAGUUCUACGGAUUUGUGCCCUGGUCGAUCAUUCAGCGCAUUACACUGCCCCUCUGCAUUUUCCACCGCUUCCACAGCGCCGUGACACUUGCCGAGAUCUGGAAGACCACCUACAAGGCGCGUUUGGAGUAAGCUGCUCUAACUGGACGGCUGUAGGCAAACCCACAAAGAAAGGUUAUUAAUGCACCAAAAAUAAAAACAAAAACAAAAACAAAACAAAACAAAAACAGCAACCAAAUAAAUAUG